This is a messenger RNA of Diabrotica balteata, 1304 nucleotides long. Lineage: Eukaryota; Metazoa; Arthropoda; Insecta; Coleoptera; Chrysomelidae. The record is from the annotation of a GenBank genome assembly.
AAAGUGUGUAGGCAAUAAUCACGAUGAGUGAUUUAAAAAUUGCUGUUGUCGGUUCUGGUAUAAUAGGCCUGACGACCGGAAUUGAGUUAUUGAAGAGUGUCAAUAAUGCAGAAAUUACUAUUAUAGCCGAGGGCUUCAACACAGAUACCUGCAGUUGGGCAGCUGCAGGAAUAUUUCGACCGGGUCACGGUUUUAUAGGGCCCAAUAGGGAAAUUACUCAAAAGUGGAUAGACGAUUCAUUUUAUUAUUGGAAAAAUAUAAGAGAUAGUGUUGACGCUGCAGAAGCAGGUGUAACAGAAAUUUCGGGAUAUACAUUUUCAAACAGAGAAAAAAGUAUCGUUAGGAAUGCUUUCAUUGAGAAACUGGUACCUAUCUACAGGAAAGCAACCGAAAAAGAAUUAACAACUUUGUGCCCAGAUACUUACAAAUAUGGAUCAUUUUAUAAAACCCUUGUUACAGACUCUACCGUCCAUCUGCCAUGGGCAACAAACAAGUUUAAGUCUUUAGGGGGAAAAGUAAUAAAUCGGCGUGUUGAUAAUUUAGUAUCUUUGGGAGAUCAGUAUGACAUUGUGGUGAACUGUACUGGUUUAGGGGCAAAAAAAUUAUGCAAUGAUCCAUAUCUUACUCCAAUAAGGGGACAAGUUAUAAAGGUAAACGCCCCAUGGAUAAAAAUGUUCUUCUACGCUGAAAGCGAUACCUACAUAAUUCCAGGUUUUAAUCACGUCACGCUUGGUGGAACUCGCCAGUACGAUUCUUAUAAUACAGAAGUAGACAAAUACGAUGGCAUGUCGAUAAGAGAGAGGUGUGAGAGAUUAGUACCUAGCUUAAAACCAGCCACAGAAGUACGACAGGUUGUAGGUUUGCGUCCUCAUCGAACAAUUGUAAGGGUGGAGAAGGAAAUCUUACUUACUGCAGGUGGAAAAAAAGUGAAGGUUGUACAUAAUUAUGGUCACGGUGGUUACGGAGUAACUACUGCUCCAGGAACAGCGCUAUAUGCUUGUGACUUAGUUAAAGAGAUAUGGGCUGGAACUAGCAAGCUAUAGAUUAAAUUUUGUUCUGGUUAUCGGUCUUAUAGAAGCAUUUCUGUGAACUUUGACUAGAGGAUUUUUAAAAACUUAAUUCUUGCCAAAAAUUAAUAUAUGGUUUGAUAGUUCUUAAUGCCAAAUGUUCCUUGAUUUCCUUCACAUUUGUAUAAAUUAUUAUAUAUAUGUAAUAUGGUCAUUUUCAAUUGAAUGUAUAUAGAUAUACAUACUACUUGAAAUUAAACCUAAUACUUAAUGGUUAAACUUGAUUUAAAACUGCUU